GGAUAUUUUGGCUAACGUUCUAACCAGGGAGCCCUGUGUAGAUGCGGUCAUGGGCAUUUGACCCACAACACCGACGACAAUGGAUAUAAGGCAGUCAUGGAGGCUGGCAAUCCUCUCAUCGCCCAAUACCUGGCCAAAACAACUACCUUGAUUGACUAUUGACUCAACACAAUGGCUCUGUUCCAACCUACACCAAAGCCUGCGACUCCGUUGGGCGAAUGGAGGCUUCUCUCGCCAAACGCGGGUGUCCGCGUUUCUCCCCUGUGCUUGGGUGCGAUGAGCCUCGGCGAUAAGUGGGGCCGCUUCAUGGCUGGUACCAUGACCAAAGACGAAGUGUUCAAGCUCUGUGACACCUUCUUCGAAGCCGGCGGCAACUUCAUAGAUACCGCGAACAACUAUCAAGAUGAGCAAUCUGAAGCUCUUCUCGGGGAAUGGAUGAAGGCUCGAGGAAACCGUGAUCAAAUUGUGCUCGCAACCAAGUUCACGACCUGUUAUGUGAGAGGUCGGGAGGAUAUCAAGUAUUAUCAGAAUUACGGGGGAAACCACGCCAAGAGCUUGCACACGUCCGUCCGCGACAGCUUGGCCAAGUUACAGACCGACUAUAUCGACUUGCUCUGGGUGCAUUGGUGGGACUACUCGACAUCGAUUCCCGAGCUGAUGCAGUCCCUCGAUGCCCUUGUCAAGGCGGGAAAGGUGCUGUAUCUCGGUAUCUCUGAUACUCCUGCCUGGAUCGUCGCGAAGGCGAACCAAUACGCGCGCGAUCACGGGAUGGCUCAGUUUAUCGCUUACCAGGGUCAGUGGAGCUGCCUCGAACGCGACUUCGAAGGAGAUAUCCUCCCUAUGUGCUCGGCUGAGGGUAUGGCAGUCGCGCCAUGGGGCGUCGUCGGAGGGGGUAAAUUCAAGACCGCCGCUCAAAUCGAGGCAAGGAAGAAAGAAAGUGGCGGCCACCUGAGGACGUUCGCUGUCGACCAAACGCCAGAGCAGAAGGCUAUCAGCGCUGCUUUGGAGCAGGUCGCCAAGGAAAUUGGGGGAGAUGCCAGCCUAGCCAAUGUCGCGAUCGCAUAUUGCCUCCAUAAGCAGGCUUACGUCUUCCCUAUCAUCGGCGGUCGCAAGCCCGAAUACCUUCUGGAGAAUAUCAAGGCUCUCAGUAUCAAGCUCACUCCCGAGCAAAUGGACUUUAUCGAUAAUGCGGUUCCCUUCAAACUACCCUUCCCUCACAAUAUGCUUGGAACAGACCCGCGUCUGACUAGGACGGGGACGUGGAACGGCAUGUUUAUGGCAAGCGGAGGAGGCAUCAAGUUCCCAAAGGCACCAGCGCCUGUACCACCCACUAACGGCGAUUCGGUUGGGGCUCCAGGAAUGGAAUCCCUGCUCUCUGGACAAAAGUAGUUUCUCGGUUGGGCUUCCGUUAGUGUCGUCGUGGGGAGCAGCCCCAAAAAUGCGCAGCGCAAAACAAAAUUGACACAUGAUCGUUCGUUACACCUCGAACUCUUCUUCGCUCGUCCGAAAUACGUAGCUUAAUAAGCGGCGCCGAAAGAGGGCCUUCCACUGGGGAAGAGCUCGUUAAAUAGCUCGGGGUACCACUUCUCGCCCACGUCUGGGUGUGAUUUGAUGCGGCCGAUGAGCUGAACCUGGCCAUUGCACUCGGUAGCAUAUUCAGAGUAGUUGACAGACUCGGCCACAGCAACGUCUCCGCGGGCCCGCUUUAGCUCGAGGAUCUCCUGGGGAAUGGUGAUGCCCUUGUUGACCUUGGCUGCAAGGGAGAAGCUUUGGAAGUAAGGGACGGAGUAACGAGAGCCCAUGCCCUUCGGGGGAGAGAUCACCCGGUGAGAAGUGGCGAUACAGACCUUCUUAGUGGCAAUCUCCAGCGCCUUGCCGAUGUUGACCACAAAGGUGCCGGGGACAGGAGGUGCAUCGAUCCACUCGCCCGCCUUGUUCUGAACCUGCAGGCCGGGGUGUGCCGUGGCUUGCAGCAGGAAAGUAAGAAGGCCGUGAUCGAAGUGGGGCCCAACACCCUGGGUACCGUCCUCAGGGCGAAGGUUGGACGCAUCGACAUACUUCAGCAACUUCAGCCGUUGCUGCAUGUUCCCAUCAUAGAAUUGGGCGAGGCUGCCGCGAGGGACUUCCAAGCAGUCUUCGAUAAGGUCAAUCAUCUUAAAACCGAGGUCGGCCACACCGUUGAGAUAAUCGACGAUACACUUUCGGAAACCAGGAAGGGCUUCCUCCCUUGGGUAAAGAGGAGGACCCCACAGCCUCUUCCAGUCCUCGUCACCCUCCUUCCACUUGCAGUCGUAGUCCGUGGCGAAAUCAAAUUGCUCACGGUUAUCACGCGCGCCUUUGGUAAACUCCUGGCCCUGCCUGGAGUAGCCAAGGAAAUGCGGGGACUUCAGCAUGGAACACUCCAUUUUCUCCUCCAUGGGCAGAUCGAAGACCUUUGGAAUAUAGUCGAGGAGCU
Molecule: messenger RNA, 2455 nt
Organism: Dacryopinax primogenitus
Lineage: Eukaryota; Fungi; Basidiomycota; Dacrymycetes; Dacrymycetales; Dacrymycetaceae
Product: aryl-alcohol dehydrogenase
Exons: 10
Coding region: 172-1389 (405 amino acids)
Source: RefSeq, a predicted model, not a curated record